CCAUUUACAUCCCAUUGCGGAGCGAAAACCACAAACCUGCGGUCCAAAACAGACGUGAAUCCACUGAAAAUAAACAAACAAACACGCAGAUGUGGAGGAAGAAGAAGAAGAUGCUGCAGGAAAAGUGCAAAAUCGGCAGCUUUUAAACUUCAACACUGACGCCGCGGGACUUUGAACAAACCGCCGGGAGACAGUGUUUUACUUUUGAAGGACUUCUUUUUUUUAAAAAGCAACUAACUUUCCCGUUCACUGGGAAUAAUCUGCAGUGUCAUAAUGGAAGCAUUUCCCAAGGACAAAUAAGAACUUUCCCUUUAUUUCCUCCUGCUGGACUUGGAAGUUCAUGUUUGGAAAACAUUUGCAAUAAGUUUGUUUUUUUCUGCGGGUUUUCACAGAAAGCCGUGGCUGACAAAUGAAACCUAUUCAAAACCACAAAGAGGAAACUAAGCACCAUUUUUCAUUUUAUUUCUGACAUCUGUGUAUUUUUAGUCUUCUUCCUUUUCUUCUUCCUCUUCUUCUUGUUCUUCAGUCUCAAGCAAACACUCCCACUGCUGGAAUAACGGGAUUUUACUCGUCGUUGCUUGUUACAGGACAUGGAAAGACAACAGGAGGCAACAUUAAGGAGCCGGUUUAAAUAAAAAACAACAACAACAAAACACAACAGAAAGAAACUCUGAAAAUGUUUUUUGGGUGAAUUUCUUCUUUGGAAACUGUACAAGGGAAGCCCAAUGAGUGUCAUUCAGUCCACACUCACUGACAGGACCCCAAGCAUUCUCAACAAGGAUCCCGCAGACAAGAAACCUAAGAACGACAAAUCAUCCGUUUCCCUCAAACAUGAAUUUGAUCCAACAGGUCUUGUCCAGCGGUGUGUGAUAAUCCAGAGAGAUGAAAAUGGCUUCGGGCUGACUGUGAGUGGAGACAAUCCUGUGUUUGUGCAGCUGGUCAAAGAAGAUGGAGCUGCUAUGCGUGCUGGUGUUCAGACAGGAGACAGGAUCAUUAAGGUUAAUGGGACAUUAGUAACGCGGUCAAACCACAUAGAGGUCGUAAAGCUGAUAAAAUCCGGCUCAUAUGUAGCACUCACGGUGCUGGGGAGGCCUCCAGGGCUUCCUCACAUCCCUCUGGAGGAGGAAGAGGACGAGGAGGAGGGUGAAGAGAAGGAGACGGAGAAGGAGGAUGGUGCAGAGGUCAGUUCUCCGUCUUCUCACUCGGUGCCAAAUUCACCUGCACUGCCCGGUGUGCAGCGACGCAGUCCGUCAACCAGCAGCAACAACAACCAGGAGAACAUCACCUCCUUCCUGCCUGAUGGGGUUGAGAACAAAACAGCAUACAGCCAAAAGAUAGAGCACAUGCAAAAGAUGUUAACCAAACAGCAGCUGGAUUUACAGGACGGAGGUUCUAUGUUCAGGACUAGAGAUGCCGGGGAAUUGGACCUUGGACUUUCGACUUCUUUCUUCCGAGUUGAUAGUGUUAAUAACAACAGGCUCUCAACAAACAAUAACUCUAUGCACAGCAGUCCCCUCCCAGAAAACCCUGGCAAACGAGAGACGCCCUGUCAGACCCCGGACAUUAGCCCACCAGACGGACUCAACUUCUGCUCGUCUCCCGACACAGAGGACUUCACUGACACUGACACCGGUGCCCAGUGCAUUGUGGGUAAUCCUCCUUACCUCCUGAACCCUCAGAUCAUUGGAGCAGAGGACGACUACUUCGACUCUCAGCAAGAGCAGAUUAAUGGACAGUGUAGCUGUUUCCAGGACGUAGACUCGCUCAAGACUCGGCCGGCUCACCUCGCAGUUUUCCUCCACCAUGUUGUCUCACAGUUUGACCCUGCACCUCUGCUAUGCUAUCUCUACGCUGACAUGCACAAACAAACCAGCUCCAAAGAAAGUCGACGCUUCUUCAUGGAAUUCCACUCACUCUUCAUGGAUCGAAUGGCGAAUCUAAAAAUACCAGUGCCAGAGACGAUUGCAGCUGAAUUAGAGAAGCGAAGGCUGGAGUUGAUCCCAGAGGAUCUUUGCAAACACUACACUCAGAUGUUACAGGACGCUCUUCUGCCAGACCUUCACAAGAACCUGGAGGACUUCCGACAGAAGCGCAGUAUGGGUCUGACUCUGGCCGAGGACGAGCUGUCCAAGCUGGACAUCGAACAGCUGAAAGACCAACAUGCCUCGGAGAAAGAAUGUUCCUGCGCCGAACACAUCAUCUCCAAGAUCGAGGACAUACUGUUGACAACACAGCCUUCAGAAGAGGAGAAGUGCCAAACGAUGCAGUAUGUUAUUCUCACCUAUAUGAAGCACCUCGGGGUGAAAGUGAAGGAGCCUCGCGGCCUCGAACAUAAACGAGCACGAAUCAACUUUCUGCCCAAAAUGAAGAAGAGCAUCAAGGCUGAGAAGGAGGGCGAGGAGAAGGUGAAAAAGCCUCGGUUUCCCAAUAUCCUCGGGCAACCGAGACGCCUGAGCAGAGUGGACUCCACUUCAGUGGGUAAAGCCGUGGAUCAAAACAAGCAGCGCUCACCAAAGCAGAUCUCCCAGCCGGCGCUCGUCAUUCCCGAACAGCCCGACUACUCUGCCGGGAAUUGUGGACGGGCUCGUGGGAAUCAGACCAGUGAAGGAUCGGACGCCAGUGUCCAUCUCUCGCCUUCCACGACCUCCCCCACUCACAGCUCCCCCGGUGGUCAAACCUCAGACAUGAGCGGACAGGAGUCAGACUCUAACUUGUCUCCAUUCCCCGUCCAGCCCAGACUGAGUGACAGUCUUCAGUCUGGGGACCAGCAGGACGCCGUCCUCAGUCCCGUCAGCACUCAGUUUGACUUCAGUCCGACCAACCUGGAGCAGUUACAGGAGGAGGAUCAGGAGAAUUUCAGUAGGAUGGACGUGCAGUGUGCGGUGACUGCAGCCGACGUCCAGAGCGAGGACGACCAGAGCGGAGAGGUGGAGUGUGAAGAAGACCCGCUCAACUGGCAGGCUCUGGUCAGUCGAGGCGUCCUGGAGAGCCUCACGCCGCAGGAGAUCAAACGACAGGAAGUCAUCAAUGAGCUGUUCUACACUGAGCGCGCUCACCUGCGGAUGCUGAAGGUGUUGGACUGUGUUUUCUAUCAGAGGCUGAACAGAGACAGUAUCCUCCCCACUGAGGACAUCAAACACAUCUUUAUUAACCUGGAGGAAAUCAUUCAGCUGCAUGUUUCUAUAACAGAGCAGAUGACGGCGGUCAGGAAGAGGAGCGAGACGUCGGUGAUCGGUCAGAUUGGAGACGAUCUCCUCGCAUGGUUCAGUGGUGACGAAGAGGAGAAGAUCCAACGAGCCGUGGGAACUUUCUGCUGUAACCAGCCCUCUGCUCUGGAGCUCAUCAAAACCAAACAGAAGAAGGAUCAGAGGUUCAACUUGUUCAUGCAGCAAGCUCAGAGCAACCGUCUGUGUCGCAGGCUGCAGCUCAAAGACAUCAUCCCCGUAGAGAUGCAGAGACUGACCAAAUACCCGCUGCUGCUCGACAAUAUCGCCAAGUACACAGAGAACGGCGAGGAGAGGGAAAAGGUAAAGAGAGCUGGCGACUGUUGCAAGAAGAUGCUCAACCACGUCAACCAGGCUGUGAAAGAGGCUGAGAAUAAACAGAGACUAGAGCAGUAUCAGAGAAGGUUAGACCUGUCAUCACUCAAACAGAAUGAAAACCCCAUGAUCCUGGAGCUGAAGAAUCUGGACUUGACCAAGAGGAAGAUGGUUCAUGCAGGACCUCUGUCCUGGAAGGUUAAUAAAGACAAGACGAUAGAGCUUUACACGAUUCUGCUGGAGGACAUCCUGGUGUUGCUGCAGAAGCAGGACGAGCGCCUGGUCCUCAAGUUACACGGCAAGAUUCUGGCCAGUGCCAUUGACACCAAGCACAUCUUCAGCCCCAUCAUCAAACUCAACACUGUGCUGGUUCGUCCAGUGGCAACUGAAAACAAGGCUUUCUUCGUGCUCUCCAUGUCGGAUAACGGGGCUCAGAUCUACGAGCUGAUGGCUCAGACGGUGUCCGAUCGGAGGAUGUGGCAGUGUUUGAUCACGCAGUGUGCCGACACCAUGAAGGCCAAGCCUCACAACAGCGACACACCUCCGGCUCAGACUGAUGCUGAGCGAGACGCUAUUGAGAUCAUAAAUCGUGGGAUGGCCGCGCCGAGCAAAGAAGCUAAUGAGACAUCAACUCCAGAAAAGGACGCCGUCUCCUCUCCAGACAGUGAAGCUCCAUCCCCGAGCAUCGGCCCCUUCAAUGGCAUGAAAUCAGAGGAUGAGGAAGAAGAGCUGGCUGUGGACGACAGACGAGUGGAAGAGGAGGAGGAUGAGAUGGAUGAAGAGCUGGAUGAGGCGGAACUCGAGGCCUUCCUGGACGGACAGCUCGCUGAGAGGCUGCCCUUCCUGCAGCAGGAAGGCUCACGUCAGGGAAUCGCCCUCGAACACCUAGAGCACGACACUUUCCUCUCACCCUCCUCCAAAGCUGAAGACGCUCUACGAACAUUGUCAAUGCUGAAGCAGGCUCUCUUCAACCACAUGUUGAGCAGAGAGUCAGAAGAGGAGAAAGAGGAGGUGGAGGAGAAAAGGCUCAGUGGGACGCCUGGGUUUCAGCAGAGUGACUCCUCGUCUGGGAGACAUGACGGUCCUUCUGUGGCGUGUGAUGAGAGUCCGACGUCCACAAGUUUACAAAAAGACAACCCACAGGUUCCUCCUGGAAACACAGGGUCGAGUGAGGCAACUGAGCGCAACGGUGGUUUUGUGGUUCUGGACUUCAGUGUGGGCCCUGAGGAGAGCAGCACCGAUGACGACGGAGGAUUAGGAUGUGACGUGGGAAUUGACAUGAGGAAACUGCUGUCCUCCUCCUCGCAGACAGGGGGCGGUGGCCCCAACCUCAGCCGGCAGCUUAUGACCCACCUGCGCCUCCUCCAGGCCGACCUGCAGUAUCUGAAGGAGGUGGAGCUAAAGUACAACGAGCUGCGACACACACACAGUGACCCGACCACUGACUCGGAGGACAACAACGAUGGGAUCCAGUGACGGAUCGAGCUUUUUCUCCCCGUGGAUCAAACUUUCAACCCAGUGGACGCUGGUGUUGCUCAGUCAUGAGCACAUGUGACACACACACACAUUCAGGCACAUAACGACGACAAUCAGUGGAGACGAUGGACGUUAUUGUCCCACUUUAAACUUCUGAAACCAGCAGAGGCACAUUGUUUCUUUUUUUUUCUCCAAGAAAAGACUCUACGGACGCACUCGAGGAUAAUCCAGUCACUUUUUCCUGCUUAUUAAUAAUUAACGUCAUAACGAUCUUAAACACUGGAUGUGGAAAAAGGGGCAGAGACAAGAGUGUGGAUUCGCACGGAUGCACAGCGGAGACAUUCGUUUGUGAAUCAAAGGAGAAGUGACGACUGUGACGCGAUGUUUUGUAGAAUGUUCAGGACUUGGAGCACUCCUGUACGCUUGAUGUAAAUGUGUAAACGUUCACGCUACGUAUAUAUAUAUAUAUAUAUAUAUAUGUAUUCUUAAAGUCACACUUGUUUAUUCUGUAACUGAUCUGACAUGUACGGUGGCCAGGAAGUGCAAACUUUUAUUACUUACUUUUUUUUACAAAACUUGAGACAAAUUUCACAUUUAGUAAUAAUUAUUUGCACUUCCAGGCCACUGUAGAGUAGCAAUCCCUUUUUUUUUCCCCCUAUAGCUUAUCGUAGCAAUGAAUUUGAAGAGAUUGGUUUUGUAGCAGCUUUGUUAUAAAAGUAAAAAAAAUCUUAUUCAGAUGGAAGUUUCACAGUGGAUACUUUCCAGCCAUGAUGCUAUGAGUUUAAGAUUCAGCAAGUGAAGAAAUACUGUAGCCCUCAGAAAAUGUACAAAACUUCUAUCUCUAUCUGGGCUACUCUUAAUUAUGUCCCAAAUGAUUUAAAUGAACCCAGCGAUAAAGUUUGGUUAUAUAAAAUUCAGACUGACAGCUGGCACUGACUGGAAACUGAAGUUGGUAAACAACCCUGCACCAAAUUCCAUAGAGAAAACCAGCGUUUUUAGCUUAUGGGGGGACACAGGAGCUGCUGGUCUGCUGCUGCCUUGUUUGGUUAUUCUGUGUCACUUAGUUAAAUCUGAAUUAAGGAUUUUAAACCUUAAAGUUACAGCACAACAUAUUUGAACUCAUUGACGGAGGCAGCAGCGGAUUGUGAUGUAAAAUUGCUGAUUUUCUCUAUGGAGUUUGGUGUGGUGGAGUGAGUGUUUUACAAACUUCAGUCUCCAUUCAGAACAGACUGUCUAACAGAUUCUUAUGAUAUUUUAGACAUAAGCUGGAGUAGAUUUAAUAAGGUGAGACUUUUAUUAAGUGACUAAAAUAUGUAUGUUUUCACUUGAAGAAGGAAAAAAAAACUGAGCUACCCCUUUUAAGCUAUCGGAACUCUCCUCGUCUAGUGACAUCACCAUGUUUCAUUUGCCUUCAGGUUUACUGUAAAUCAGACUUCUGCACCACUUUAACUGAUGGACUGAAUAUAGGUCAUAUUAUGUUUGUUUGUUUUUUGAAUGAAAUGUAAAAAAAAAGAAAAUACUAAACUAAAAAAAACUUUGUCAACAAAUGUUGAUUGUAACAAACUAAAUAUAAUGUACAUUUUUAACUUUA
Messenger RNA from Solea solea (common sole), 6606 nucleotides. It is a transcript of the gene arhgef12b, whose product is annotated as Rho guanine nucleotide exchange factor (GEF) 12b. Bases 726 to 5015 code for a protein of 1429 amino acids. Gene Ontology annotation, biological process: intracellular signal transduction; G protein-coupled receptor signaling pathway. The record is from RefSeq and is a predicted model, not a curated record. The transcript has 37 exons. Gene Ontology annotation, molecular function: G protein-coupled receptor binding; guanyl-nucleotide exchange factor activity. Gene Ontology annotation, cellular component: cytoplasm. Lineage: Eukaryota; Metazoa; Chordata; Actinopteri; Pleuronectiformes; Soleidae.